GCGCACGCUGGGACGAGCUCGGGAAGGAGAGCGGUGUCGAGGAGCGUACGCGCAUAAGCAUAGAGGAAGGUGGGGUGAGGAGGGGAAUGAAUGAGAGAGCGGAGAGUGAGAGAGAGAAAGCCGAGACUUUAGGCGAGCCGGUAGAGGAAGGUGGGGACAAGGUGCAGGAGUGGCUGAGUGGCAAGUGGGGAGAAGGAAGCGUAGUGAAGGGAAGGGGGGAAAAGAAGGGGGAAGACAAGAGCGGAGCGGGGAAAGGAAGAAGAGGCAGACCGACUAAGGCGGAGAACCUGGGGCGAGAGAGAAGGGAUAGCAGUGCGAGCGGCAGUAUUAUUUUGCAUUUAUCGAAACGCAAUAGAGGAAGUGACUCCGAUUCGGACCAGGAGGAAAAGGAUAAGAAAAAGCAGAGGGUAAAGAUUGAGAUGGUGAACGUGGAUUUUAAAGAAGAGCGAAAAGAAAAGACAGAAGGGAGAAUGGAGAAAAUGGAAGAGAUUAUGAGAAGAUUGUUGGAUGAAACGAAACGAGAAAUUAUGGAAAAAGUAGAACAAACAGGGGAAGAAAUAAGGAGAGAGUUAAAAAAGGAAAUGAAGGAAGAGAUUGGAAAAAUAAGAGCAGAAGAAAAAAAGGAAAGAGAGAAAUUAGAGAAUGAGCUAAAAGAACUAAAAGAAAAAGUACAAGAGAUGGAGAAGAAGAAUAGCGACCAAGAAAGAAGAGAGAGAAGAUUAAAUAUUGUUAUAAAAGGGGUAGAAGUAAAGGGAGGGAGUGUUAGAGAGAUGGUGGGAAGUGUGUUUGAGAAAAUAGGAUUGAAUGAGAGUGAAAUAAAUGUGAAGGAUGCAUUUAUGAUUAGAGGGAAAGAGAGAGAGAGUAUGAUAAUGGUAAAAUUGAACAGUAUGUAUGAUAAACGAAGGAUAAUGGAGAAGAAAGGCAAAUUAAGAGGAUCGAGAGUGUAUGUGGAUGAUGACAUGACGAAGAGUGAAAGAGAUAGACAGAGGGAGAUUAGGAGGUGGGCAAAAAAUGAGAGAGACAAGGGGUUAAAAAAGAAGGACGAGGAUUUUUGGAAAUUCUUGAACGAUUUUGAUGUGGUUGGUUUGAUAGAAACGUGGGUGGAUGAAAGCGGGUGGGGGAAGAUGAAAGAUAAAAUGCCGGAAGGUUGGCGUUGGAAGUGCCAGGCAGCCAGGAGAGAGGGAGGAAAGGGAAGAGCGAAAGGGGGAAUUGUGACUGGAGUGAGAAGGGAGCUGGAGGAAAGAGAGAUUGGGUAUGAGGAGAAGGAUGGUAUACAAGAAAGGGAAGUGGUUAUAGAUAGGGAGAGGUGGAGAUUUGUAAUAGUGUAUAAUAGGGAGGGACGAAAAGAAUGUCUGGUUGAUCUAAAUGAGGUGAUUAAAGAAGAGGAAGAGGGAAUGUUAAUGAUAGCGGGGGAUUUUAAUGCUAGAAUAGGGAAAGAAGAAGGGUGGAAUAGGCAAAGUAUAGAGGGAGACAGAACAAAGGAGGAAGAUAGCAGAGAGUCCAAAGAUAAAGUAGUAAAUAAGCAAGGAAGGGAUUUGAUGGAGGUGAUAGAAGAAAGAGGAUGGAUGGUUCUGAAUGGAGAAAAGGAAGGUGAUGAGAAGGGGGAGUGGACCUAUGAGAAGGGAGGAGGGAGGUCAGUAAUUGAUUUUGGUAUAGUGAAUUGGGAAGCCUGGGAGAGAGUAAGGAGAUUUGAGGUAGGGUGUAGGGGGGAGUCAGACCAUCAGCCAAUUUUGAUAGAGUUAGGGAAAUAUUAUGAAAGGGAAGAAGAGAGGGUAGGGGAAGAAUUAAGAUUUCAGGACUGGACAGAGGAGGGUACGAGCAAGUACAGGAAGGCAAUAGAAAAGGUAGAAUGGAUAGGGGGAGGGGUGAGAGAGAGAUGGGAAGAGUUGGAAAGAGAAAUUAAUAAGGCGGUGGAGUUUAAAAAAGGGGGGAAGAGAAAAGGGAUAGGGUGGUGCCCAUGGUGGGAUGUAGAGUGUAGAGAAAAAAAGAAAGAGAUGAAUAGAGCGCGAAGAAGGUACAGAAGAGAACAGGAAGAAGGAAGGUAUGACGAAUUCGUACGGUGUAAAAAGGAGUAUAGAAAGUUGUGUGAAGAGAAAGAGAGGGAACAGAAGAGACGGGAGGAAAAGGAGGUACAAAAUAUAAAGACAGAAGCAGAGGCGUGGAAAUUUAUAAACAGAGGGAGAAAGAAAAGGGAGGGAGUAUGUAAAGAAAUUGAAAUGGAGGUCUGGGUCAAGUACUUCACUGAAAGCUUAGGAGGAAUUGAGGAAAGAAAAGGGGAGGGAAAGAGAAUACGGGAAGCGGACAGGGUGGGAGAUGAGGGGAUAGGGAUAGAAGAGGUUAAAAAUGAAAUAAAAAGGUUAAAAAGAGGGAAAGCAGCAGGACUGGAUGGAAUAAAGAAUGAGGCAUGGAAGGAAGGAGGGGAAAUAAUUGGGAAGAGUUUGGAGAAGAUAUUAAAGGGGCUACUUUGGCAACCUAUCCCCUUAAAUGCUCCUAAAAUUAAUGUUCUCGAGCUUGCACGUUCAUAA
Trachymyrmex cornetzi is the source of this 2525-nucleotide messenger RNA. Its product is annotated as trichohyalin. Bases 87 to 2525 code for a protein of 812 amino acids. NCBI's taxonomy places the organism in Eukaryota, Metazoa, Arthropoda, Insecta, Hymenoptera, Formicidae. Gene Ontology annotation, molecular function: catalytic activity. The record is from RefSeq and is a predicted model, not a curated record. The transcript is spliced from 3 exons.